AGCAUUUUUGCGAGAACCGUGCUGUAGUUGAACUGCUGUCCCGAAGUCAUGGCACGCGCCUCGAAGGUUGCUGUUGGCUCCGUGCUGGGAGCAGCCACCCUGGGUGGUUUGUCCUUUGUGGCCCCAGGAAGUCGACUAGUUGAAGUCGAGAACAAGGCAACUGCUGCAAGCCAGAAAUUCCUCUCUUCAUCAGCCCCUUCCAGCAGCUCCUCCGCAGUGCAGGGCCUGAGCGGUGCCUUGGCAGUUGGAGGACUCAGCGUGGCUGCCAUCCGAGGAGCAGCAGCAGCCUCUCGCCGCAAGGGUGUUCAGCCAAAGGCUGCCCAGAACGUGGUUGCUUGCAAAGCUUUGGCCAAGAAGAGCAUUGAAGACAUUGAUCUGAAGGAUCAGCGAAUCUUCAUCCGUGUGGAUUUCAACGUGCCUCAGGACAAGAAGGACCCCAACAUCAUCACCAACACGGCACGAAUUGAUGCUGCACUGCCUACCAUCAAGUAUGCCCUUGAGAAGGGUGCCAAGUCUGUGGUUUUGUGCUCUCACCUCGGCCGUCCAGAUGGUCAGAAGAACGAGAAGUUCUCCAUGAAGCCAGUUGCAAAGGUGGUUGAGGAGAAGCUGGGCAAGCCAGUGAAGCUGAUGCAUGAUGUGGUUGGCCCCGAGGUUGAGGAAGCAUGCGCUGACCCCGAGCCAGGCACCGUGAUCCUCCUGGAGAACUCUCGCUUCUAUGUCGAGGAGGAGGGCAAGGGCAAGGAUGCUGAUGGUAACAAGGUGAAGGCAGAUCCAGAGAAGGUGAAGGAGUUCCGUGCUUCCCUUGCCAAGCUGGCUGACAUCUACUGCAGCGAUGCCUUUGGCACUGCACACCGAGCACACAGCUCCAUGGUCGGAGAAGGCUUCCCAGUCAAGUGCUCUGGUUUCCUCCUUGCCAAGGAGCUUGACUACUUUGCCAAGGUUGUGGACUCUCCCACCAGGCCUGUGUGCGGCAUCCUUGGCGGAGCCAAGGUGGCUGACAAGAUUCAGCUGAUCAUGAACUUGCUGGACAAGGUGGACAUUAUGAUCAUUGGUGGUGGCAUGGCCUUCACUUUCAUCAAGGAGGCUGGUGUUAACAUUGGCGCCUCCCUCUAUGAUGAGGAGGGAGCCAAGUUGGUGCCAGACAUCAAGAAGAAGGCAGAGGAGAAGGGUGUUGAGUUGAUCCUGCCAGUGGACUUUGUGUGCUCUUCCAAGUUUGGAGAGGAUGGCGAAAUCAAGGACGGCGACAUGGAGACAGGUGUCCCAGACGGCUUUUUGGGCUUGGACAUUGGUCCCAAGUCCAUUGCAAUGAACGACGAGGCCAUCAAGAAGGCCAAGACAAUUGUGUGGAACGGCCCAAUGGGUGUCUUCGAGAUGGCCUCUUUCGAGAAGGGCACCAAGCAGAUGAUGGAGACCAUUGUGAAGGUCACUGAGGAGGGAGCAGUGUCUGUGAUUGGCGGAGGCGACACCGCCACAGCCUGCAAGGUCUACAAGACCGUUGACAAGGUCUCUCACUGCAGCACUGGUGGAGGUGCUUCCCUGGAGCUCUUGGAAGGCAAGGUGCUGCCUGGUGUGGCCGCAUUGGAUGACAAGUGAGGGAAGUAGAUAGAUUGACUUUAGAAUUUUUGUAUCAUUGUAUAUACAUUUGCAGUUUCUUUAGAGCAAUUCCUAGCAAUCAUGCCAUGUAUUUCUUGGCAAAGUCUCCACCAUGAAUUUUUCCGAGAUUCCUAAGCCGAACAAAGAAAA
Molecule: messenger RNA, 1743 nt
Organism: Cladocopium goreaui
Lineage: Eukaryota; Dinophyceae; Suessiales; Symbiodiniaceae
Source: the annotation of a GenBank genome assembly